Molecule: messenger RNA, 3521 nt
Organism: Ooceraea biroi (clonal raider ant)
Lineage: Eukaryota; Metazoa; Arthropoda; Insecta; Hymenoptera; Formicidae
Gene: Fatp3
Product: Fatty acid transport protein 3
Biological process (GO): long-chain fatty acid import into cell; long-chain fatty acid metabolic process
Cellular component (GO): endoplasmic reticulum membrane; plasma membrane
Molecular function (GO): long-chain fatty acid transmembrane transporter activity; long-chain fatty acid-CoA ligase activity
Source: RefSeq, a predicted model, not a curated record
GCAGUGCCGGCGCAUGUGUCUCGUGAAGCUGCGCAAGGCCGAGUCGUUGCAGCCGAGUUCUAUCAGUUGCUCCCACCGCCUCGUCAGAUCGGCGGCAAGUGACUGUCCUGAUGACUGUUCGUGUUUUACGCUAGAUCAUUUGUAUGUGCGGUGGCCGCGGGAAGGCAAUCUGACUGGUCGAUAUAUGUUGCGAUUACUCGACGGUCCUGUUUCAGUCGUAGCGCGACGACCGAAUUUACUUGGUUCUCUCUCCGGCUUCUCUGUCGGAUUCCUUUAUCAUCAACGCGACGCGACGCCAUUUCUCGCUGGUGCAUUAUCAAUUAAGUCCGCAGUCAUAGGUCGAGCGAAAGCACGAGACCGAAAAUGAUCGCGACAACGGAGCUGCAUCAAGUCGUCAUCACCGCGCUAGGUCUCUUGCUCGGUGGUAUCCUGCUCAGCGGAAGUGGCCGGCACUUCAUCUACGUGCUCUUCAAAACACUGCCUAGGGAUGUGCUGGCUGCUGUCCGGUUUGCACAAGUUAACAUGCUUCUCUGGUGGUGGGAGAAGCGCGAAUAUACCGUCGCAAAGUUGUUCUCGAAGUAUGCAGAGGCACACCCGGAAAAAAUAGCUUACAUUUUCGAGGAUAAAGAGUGGAGUUAUCAAAAGUUGGAGGAAUUCAGCAACUGCAUAGGGCGUUACUUCCGCGCGAAGUCAUUCUCUCAGUUUGAUAGCAUAGCACUUUUCAUGGAGAAUCGUCCCGAGUACAUUGGUACCUGGCUGGGCCUCAACAAAGGUGGCUUCGUGGGCGCCUUAGUGAAUACGAAUCUCCGUCACGAGGUGCUGCUGCACAGUAUCAAGACUGCUGAAUGCAAGGCUGUUAUCUUCGGAUCCGAUCUUAAAGACGCAAUUCGUGAUAUUAAGGACAAGAUACCCGACGUCGGGCUUUACCAAUGGUCGGAGGUUGCGGGCACACCUGUUCUAGAAGGAGCGGUCGAUCUUAAUGCGGAGAUGAACAGCAUUGAUCCUGGACCCCUUGUGGUUCAACUCAGCCUUGGCAGUCCUCGGGAUAAAUUGAUUUACAUCUACACCUCCGGCACCACAGGAAUGCCGAAGGCCGCCGUUAUCAAUAAUUUGAGAUUCAUGUACAUAGCCCGUGGCCUGUGCACAAUGCUUAAACUGCGCCCGGAUGAUCGUAUUUAUGAUUCUCUGCCUCUUUAUCACACCGCAGGUGGUAUAAUUGGAGCAGGUCAAGCGCUCCUGUGUGGCGUUACCGUCGUGCUCCGCAAACGAUUCAGCGCGUCCAACUUUUGGCCGGACUGCGUCCGUUACAAGUGCACUAUUGCACAAUAUAUCGGAGAAAUCUGCCGUUUCCUUAUGACGGUUCCGCCAAGCCAGUACGACACGUCACACAAAGUGCGCUUAAUGGUCGGGAACGGUUUGAGACCACAAAUCUGGGAAUCCUUCGUAAAGAGAUUCGGCGUGAAACAGAUAGGCGAAAUCUAUGGAGCCACCGAGGGAAACUCGAAUCUCGUCAACUUUGAUAAUAAAGUUGGUGCUGUCGGCUUUUUACCGAGGUAUCUCUUUCAUUUGUAUCCGGUUGCACUGUUGAAGAUCAAUGACGAGACGGGGGAAUUGAUAAGAGGUCCAGAUGGAUUCUGCAUACGCUGUAAACCUGGCGAGGCUGGCCUUUUCGUGGGCAAGAUUGAUCCAAAGAAAGUAAUAAGCUCCUUCACCGGCUACCUGGACAAGAAAGCUUCGGGACAAAAGAUUUUACGUGACGUUUUCAAGAAGGGCGAUCAGGUCUUUAAUUCUGGUGAUAUCUUAAUUAUGGAUGAGCUUGGAUACUUUUACUUCAGAGACAGAACUGGUGACACGUUUAGGUGGCGAGGUGAAAAUGUCGCAACUUCCGAAGUAGAGGCCGUCAUUAGUAACAUAAUAAAUCUCAAGGAUGCGGUUGUAUACGGUGUCCAGAUACCUGGCAACGAGGGCAGGGCGGGCAUGGUAUCUAUAUAUGAUCCGGAUAAAUCCCUGGAUCUCAAAGUACUGACGGAAGGAUUGAAGAAAUGCCUACCGUCUUACGCCAGACCUCGUUUCAUUCGCGUUUUAACGGAUCUGCCAAUAACCGGCACGUACAAGCUGAAGAAGAAGGAUCUCCAACAGGAGGCUUUUGAUAUUAAAAAGGUGAAGGAUACAAUCUACUUCCUCAACAAGGAUGUCUAUGUGAGACUGACUGACGAGCUUUACAAUGAUAUCGUCGAAGGAAAGCUUCGAAUAUCGUAAAAGUGGUAAAAUUAAUGGGAGAAACGAUACGCAUUCUCGCUUGUGUUCACGAUGAGAAGAGAGAAGAUGCUAUGAACGUAACGUUAAAUGAACACCGAACGGAACACAUACCUUAGAGUGAUCGAUCGUAUAAUCCUAUAAGUUUCCAAUGAUGAAAUCGCACAUCACAUCGCAGUAACUUCGUGGAGCAUCAAGUCGUCGCGCAAAUCAUUAUUUUUGCAUAUACGCGCGUGUAAGGGAAUACACGUUGUUUUGAAGAGUGAAUGGAAUAGAGAAGCCUUUUUCUCAUCUGAUGCUUUGCAGUUCAUAGAUCACUUACGGCAGCAAAGUCACGACAAUAUAUGCGAAUGCAUGUGCUGCAAGAAAAUUAGCAAGUUCAUUAAACUGCUAAAAGAAUGACUGAAAGAAUGAUUCUCUAAGCUGAAUGUGUCUUACAUAGUUACGUUUUCUCGCGAGUUUAUGAUACGUUGUUACUUUGUUAAAUUCGGGAAGUGAACUUAUCGAGCUUCACAUCAAACGCGCAAAUUUAUAAGUACAAGAGUUCGUUAUGCUAGACUUUUAUAUUUGAUAAAAAAUCAUGUAAUAACUUUUGUAAAUAAUUGUAUCAUAAUGUAGAAAAUUUGAAUUGAUUUAUAUACGUAUACAUAUUUAGACGGCGUCGAUUUAAUUCUAAAUCUUGUAGAAUUUUCGAGUUUUGGUUGUUUAUUAUGGCGCUACUGUGAAUAAUUGAAAAGCUUCAUGAUAUAUGUUCGACAGUCUGUACAAACACAACUGUGCUGAUUUCUUUUUCAUAGCCUGCAAUUUGUAUAAUAAUUAACAUACAAUGAUUGUGAUAUCAAUGGUUAAUAUGAAUUAUAUUUUAUAUAUUACAUAUAUUUGCAAGCCGAUUCAUUAAGUAAAUUAAUGAAUUGCAAUUGUCAGAGUUUGGAAGUCCACAGACAAUUACAAAUUGCAGAAUGUAAUUAAUACUGUUAUAUCUUGAAAAAUAUCAACAACUAAACUAUUUUUCUACAUGAUUAUUGUAGUUAUAUAUACUUGUUUCACAACUGUUUUCACAUAAAAUCGAAUUAUUUUUAUAUGACAUUCUAUUAUUCUUAUAUGACAUAUUAAUAAGUGACAAUAUCUUUUAGCCUCUGCGAAAAUAAACAUAUGUAUUCGUACAAAUGCAUGUGUAGUCGGGGCUGUAUGCUUAUGAAAUUUUAGAUUUCUAUUUUUAGAAAUCUACGAGUGUUGUAUAAAUAAAGAAUUUACGAUUACGAAAG